Molecule: messenger RNA, 534 nt
Organism: Verticillium nonalfalfae
Lineage: Eukaryota; Fungi; Ascomycota; Sordariomycetes; Glomerellales; Plectosphaerellaceae
Exons: 4
Coding region: 1-534 (177 amino acids)
Cellular component (GO): nucleus
Source: RefSeq, a predicted model, not a curated record
AUGGCGAAGACGCUUGAGAAAACCCGCAAGCAGAUUGCGAAGAAGCGCAACGGCACCGUAGAAGCCCUUCAUCUGUAUUCACGAGACUCCAAGCGCCUCCACCGUGCUUCUGUGAGAGAUGAGAAGCUGGGAAAGCUCGCCUCGUCACGAGGCAAGAAGGAACAGCCACUCCUCGACCGUGCCAACUUCUUCAGGGAUGCCGUCAUGGAAAGGGGUACCAAGCCCCUAGAGAUGGGUGUUGUCCAGGAGCUCAUCAACUCGUUUGUUCACCAGCAUGAUGAGGAGCACAGUGAGGUCAAGAAGACUCGCCGCCCCGGUCGCCCAGCCAGCGCCCAACAGGACCUCCUCGAGGCAAAGAUCAAGAAACUGUUGGAAGAACAGAAGAACGGCUUCUUCAUGCCUGAUCUCACAAGCGACGACAACGUUCAUUUGCUGGAUCGUUGGGAGGGCUCCUGGGCUUACCUCACAUCCGUUGCCUGGGUUCGCGUGGCCUCUGACAAGACAGUCAAGCCUGCAAGCUUCCCUCCCAUGUGA